Oncorhynchus gorbuscha (pink salmon) is the source of this 908-nucleotide messenger RNA. RefSeq names its product oocyte zinc finger protein XlCOF19-like. The transcript is spliced from 5 exons. Gene Ontology annotation, molecular function: DNA-binding transcription factor activity, RNA polymerase II-specific; RNA polymerase II cis-regulatory region sequence-specific DNA binding. Gene Ontology annotation, biological process: regulation of transcription by RNA polymerase II. Lineage: Eukaryota; Metazoa; Chordata; Actinopteri; Salmoniformes; Salmonidae. Bases 51 to 908 code for a protein of 285 amino acids. The record is from RefSeq and is a predicted model, not a curated record.
AUUUAGUGUCCGUUUCACAUGUAUUACAGGUCAAGUCUGAGGGUCCAGAGAUGGCAUCAGUGAAGCUGGAAGACUGCAGUCAAACACUGGAGCUGAAUGUCAACAUUAAAGAUGAAGAAGAAGAGGAGACGAUUGGGAAAUCUGUUUAUGAUGGUCGACUCAGGUCAAGUCUGAGGCCUGUAACAUCACCAGUGAGGACAAUCCCAGCCUGCCUCUCUCCUUCCAAACUGAGUCCAAAUCUACAGUCACUGGGUCCUGAUUGUGACAGUGGAGCCCAGUUUGCACUGCAGGAUCCAGAGAUGGCAUCAGUGAAGCUGGAAGACUGCAGUCAAACACUGGAGCUGAAUGUCAACAUUAAAGAUGAAGAAGAGGAGGAGAAGAUUGGGGAAUCUGUUUAUGAUGGAGACCAUGUUGAGACAUUCUCUACAUCCAGAGAUCAACAGCAGGAAGAUCACAGGGCUAAGAAGUCUCACCACUGCCCACAUUGUGAGGAGAUUUUCCCAUUUCUAUCAAAGCUUAAAAUACACAUAAAAAUACACACAGGAGAGAAUCCGUAUUCCUGCACUAACUGUGGAAAGAGAUUCACAACAUCACAAUCUCUGACAGUUCAUCAGAGAGUGCACACUGGAGAGAAGCCUUACUCUUGCUCUGUGUGUGGGAAGAGGUUCUCUCAACAGAUCCACUUACAAACACACCAACAUGUACAUACAGGAGUGAAGCCACACUCCUGCUCUGAGUGUGGGAAGAGGUUCUCUCAACAGUUCCACUUACAAAUACACCAACAUGUACAUACAGGAGUGAAGCCAUACUCCUGCUCUGACUGUGGGAAGACUUUCUCCCGAUUGGAUACCUUAAAAAUACAUGAACGUCCAUACAUAAUCCAGGACUGUGGGAAGAGAAUACCUUAA